Molecule: messenger RNA, 792 nt
Organism: Aplosporella prunicola CBS 121167
Lineage: Eukaryota; Fungi; Ascomycota; Dothideomycetes; Botryosphaeriales; Aplosporellaceae
Exons: 1
Coding region: 141-680 (179 amino acids)
Source: RefSeq, a predicted model, not a curated record
CGCGCGGAAGCUACUCUAGAGUACUUUAUGAACGCUGCUUACGUCAGGGCGGCGCGGAACGGCGCGGGUGGCUAGGCAGCUAGCUGAGGGGGGUAAUAUACGCAAGGCGCAAGGCGCAAAGCGGCGGGCUGGAACGGCCGAUGUGUUUGUGUCGUGGUGAGGGGUGUGAGAGUGUGCGGGUGGGUGUUUGCUGUGGGCUGGGCGUUUGCUGGCUGGCUGGCUGUCCUGUCCCGGCGCAGAGGAUACGCCACCGACGGUUCGGACAGCGUGCGCUCUUGCGCUCUGCGAGUGAGUGCGUGCGUGCGUGCUGGCCAGCCAGCAUGUACGUACGCCCGGAGGAGCUGCGUCCGGCUCAUCAGGGUUCCUGCUGUAGGUACUGUAGGAAGGUAGGUAGGCUGCUGCACGCCUACCUAUCCUAUGCAGACGGAUCUGGCGCAGCCGGGCAAACGGGCGCGCGCGCGCGCGACUUUCUCUGCCUCCGCUUCGACUUGGCUGCCCAUGCCCACGUACCUAUACCACGCGCGCUAUCGCCUCGCCUCUACCCCGAGCCCCGUCGCCAGCAUCCAGCAUCCAGUAUCCAGACGACCACGCGCGCGUGCACCACGCACUGCGUAUGCACAGAUCGCCGCACCAGCGGAGCGCGCAGCGGUGUGUUUUGGAGCCGUCUGCGCGGGGACUGACUGGGAAGUGUCAGUGAGGCAGGGCGCGCGAGCCAAGAAGCCCAGAGCGAGGACGAAAGGCCUGCGCGGAAGGAGAGGGCGGGCCUAAAAAUAGCACGGCCUCGGAGCAGUU